Oldenlandia corymbosa var. corymbosa is the source of this 1113-nucleotide messenger RNA. NCBI's taxonomy places the organism in Eukaryota, Viridiplantae, Streptophyta, Magnoliopsida, Gentianales, Rubiaceae. The record is from the annotation of a GenBank genome assembly.
AUGCCAAGCUGCCAAUCAUCCAAUCAAUGUUGCUACAUAGGUGUUGGUGAAGUGCAAAUGACUAAUCCAAGUACUGAUACCCCGAAGGCUGCUGGUGUACCCGUGGCUGGUUCACCAUUUCAUGCCUUUAUUUUGAGCUUCCCGAAACAAGUCCAGAAGUACUUAAAGUUGGAUUUCAAGGCGUCAAAGAAAGAUUAUACUAGCACUGGUUCUGCUGCCAUUGAUGGUUCUAAGAAAGAUUCAUCUGCUAGCGCCUUGACAGUCAAUUUGGAGAAGCAGCUGCAGGCUUGGAAAGAGAAUCGAAAUUGGACGGAUUCUUCCCCAGAGAUCAAGGUCACUGUUCCUAAAGGCUCUCUUUGCAACUUGAGUGUGAAAGUGGAUGUUGGCUUGCCUCCAGAUGCUGUGUAUAACAUUGUAAUUGAUCCAGAUAAUAAAAGGGUAUUCAAGAACAUUAAGGAAGUCAUAUCAAGAAAUGUAUUAGUUGAUGAAGGUUCAAGGCAGGUCGUUGAAUUGGAUCAAGCUGCAAUAUGGAGGUUCCUCUGGUGGUCAGGAACCAUUUCUGUUCAUGUUCUGGUGGAUCAGGACAGAAGGGAUCACUCGAUGAAGUUCAAGCAAAUCAAAACGGGGUUCAUGAAAAGAUUCGAAGGCUGCUGGAGAGUAGAACCGAUAUUGCUGGAUGAACAACUCUGCCACCCCAUCAGACCUAAAAAUGUGGAGGAGUAUGACCAGUGCACUAAAGGCAAAGGAAGGAUUGCGUCGAGAGUGAGCUUAGAGCAGCUUAUACAACCAGCUGUGGUCCCUCCUCCCCCCAUUUCCUGGUAUCUUAGAGGAAUUACAACCCGGACAACGGAGAUGAUAAUAAAUGACUUGCUUGCUGAAACCGCCAGAAUUAGGGGAUCCUCCAGCGUUGAAGCCAAAACCCUAGCUAGAUCUUCCGGGAAAUGUAUUCAUGAAGCCAAAUCUUCUUACUACAUUAAAAAAAGAUGGGACUUGAGUAGAAGGAAUGCAAUGUCCCAACAAUGUUUUGAUGAAGACAUAUCAUCAUGUCAUGACAUUAAAGAAAGAUGGGCAUUGAGAAGAAGGAAUGCUGAGCAUCGUAAUAAAAGACGCUGA